Molecule: messenger RNA, 2847 nt
Organism: Closterium sp. NIES-65
Lineage: Eukaryota; Viridiplantae; Streptophyta; Zygnematophyceae; Desmidiales; Closteriaceae
Source: the annotation of a GenBank genome assembly
AUGGGGCAGGGCGCUUCGCGCCGUGAUGGGCGGCAGAACGAGGCGGCGCGCGGCGGCAGCCAUGGCGGCAUCCUCACGGGCUGCGACGUGCUGCGCGCCGAGUCGUUCGAGAGGCUGCGUGGGAGCAAGGUCGGGCUGAUAGCCAAUGCCACGUCAGUGCUUCGAGAUCUCACACACUUGGCAGAUGCCAUGCAUGGUUUCACAACUGUGCACUCCCCACCUCUCUUCCACCUCUCAAACUUGCCCCGUCACUUCCGCUCUCCCUUCCUCUUCCCUCCAUCCCACAAUCACACAGGCAGACGCCAUGCAUGGUUCCACGGCCGCACACCCCCAACCGCCCUUCCACCUCUCAAACUUGCAUCCCGUGCCCCAUCACUUGCAUCCGGUGCCCCAUCACUUGCAUCCCGUGCCCCAUCACACAGGCAGAUGCCAUGCAUGGUUUCACAACUGUGCACUCCCCACCUCUCUUCCACCUCUCAAACUUGCCCCCUCACUUCCGCUCUCCCUUCCUCUUCCCUCCAUCCCACAAUCACACAGGCAGACGCCAUGCAUGGUUCCACGGCCGCACACCCCCAACCGCCCUUUCGCGUCUCAGAUGGUUCCACAGCUAUGCACUCCCUAGGCGAAAUGCAUCCCUUGUCUCAUCGCGUUGAGGUAAACGCCAUGCAUGGUUCCACAGCUGCGCACCCGCAACCUCCCUUCCCACCUCCUAACCAGCUCCCCUGUUUCUCCCACCUCUUUUCCCUCACCCUUCUUCCCUCCAUCCCACAAUCACACAGGCAGAUGCCAUGCAUGGCAGAUGCCAUGCAUGGUUCUACAAAGUACUACCAACAACUACUGAUGCCAUGCAUGGCAGACGCCAUUCAUGGUUUCACGGCUGUGCACUCCCAAGCUCCCUUCCACCUGGUGGCCAUCUUUGGCCCUGAGCACGGGUUCAGAGGCACAGCGCAGGCAGGCAAGUCAGAAUCCGCCUCUAAAGACCCCAAGACCGGUCUCCCCAUAUUCGAUCUGUACGGCAAGGAUUCCCAAUCCAUAGCCAAGUGUUUUGAAGCCUCUGGCGCUGAUACCAUUGUGUUUGACAUUCAAGAUGUUGGGGCUCGUUUCUACACCUUCAUCUGGACGCUCUACGACUGCCUCGUGGCAGCUGCCCUCUGCCCGUCCAUUCGCCGCUUCCUCGUACUCGAUAGACCCAACCCACUGGGAGGGGUGGUGGUGGACGGACCAAUAACAGAGCCUCAACACGCUUCAUUUGUUGGCAGGAAGGCCAUCCCUCUACGCCACGGCAUGACAGUGGGAGAGCUCUCGCUGCUCUUCCUCUCUGAGUUCCUCCCACCUGAUCCCCACCUCGCCAAGCUCAAUGGCGGCGGCAGUGCCACCAGCAGCAGCAGCAGCAGCAGCAGCAGCGGCGGCGGCACCACCACCACCAGAAACAGCAGCGGCGGCGGCAGCAGCAGCAGCGGCUCCAGCCAGCCCUUCGCCCCGGCGUUCAAGCUUGAAGUGGUGCAGAUGGAAGGCUGGUCUCGCUCCUCCUCCCCCUUCUUCCCUUUCUUCCCCUGCCCUCAACCUCUCCUUUCUCCUGCAGCACUCACCUCUCGUUCCCCUGCCCCCGUCUCAGCUCCUCCCCCUUCCCCCUCUCCCUCCCCUUCACACUCUGCCUCACCGGUAACAGCUUCUUUCAAGCAGCAAAAUGUCUCAAUAGAAGCACCGUCAUCGUCGUCUAUAAGUCCACCCGCUACAGUGGCAGCUCUGUUAUCAUCUGCUACAGUGGCAGGUGCUACAGCUGCAGGUGCUACAGUGCCCACAGCGCUACAGCCGCUGCUGUGGGUCCCACCGUCGCCCAACAUGCCCACACCAACCACUGCUCUCGUCUAUGCUGGGACUUGCCUCAUCGAGAGGUGUGGUGAAGAGGCUGUGUGUGGGUCCGAACAAAUGCUGCCUGGCAUGCCCUGCCCAUGCCCACCACUGCUUGUGAGUAUGAGUGAGGUGUGGUUGAGACGCUGUCCGGGUCCCACCGUCGCCCAACAUGCCCGCACCACACCCACCACUGCUCUCGUCUAUGCUGGCGUGUGUCUCAGGAAGGUGCAGCAGCGCGGCCGAGCAGCAGCGCAGCCGAGCAGCAGCGUAGCCGCGAAGCCGAGCAGCCGUGUAGCCGCGAAGCCGAGCAGCAGCGCAGCCGAGAAGCUGAGGGUGCCAGCUUCGAGCGCACCUAUCACCUACCAUCGGCGGUCCCACCCUCCGGCCCCACCUCCUCCCCCGGUUCCCCCCACCACAGAGGAACCCGCUCUCCCACAGUCGCCCGAGCUGAUCACGUACCACCGGCGGCCCAUUCCCCCGCCCAAGCCUCCUAAGUCAACCCCUCCGACACCGCCUGCCCCACCCUCUUCUUCGGUGGCUCAUGGCACUCGUUCGCAUGGCGCGGCUCUUCCACUAGCACUGGUUCUUCGAUACACGGCGAUCACACCGCCUCCUCCUACUGGGGGGGAUGUGCCCUCUACCCUUCUGGAAGACAGGCAUGAGGAGCUGUCUCGAGAAAACUUUGAGAUCAAAUCCAUGGAUGCGUCAUCCGCCUUCCUACAAGGACGUCUCAAGGAGACGGUGUUCAUGGACAGACCAGAAGGCUUCCCAGGAGAAUUCCCUCCCAACACUGUCUGGAAGCUGAAUCGCCCCGUCUACGGCCUUAAGCAAGCCCCUCGCGAAUGGCACAACAAGGUGAAAGAAGUCCUCCUCUCCCUGGACUUCCAUCCUUCAACUGCUGACCCGACUCUCUUCAUCCGCCGUCAUUCUGAGCCAUUCUACAUCCUGGUCUACGUGGAUGAUUUCAUCCUCGUUGCCAAGGACUCGGCCUAG